AGAAAAAUGUUGCAGUUUUUGACACAUUCAUGAUAUGAUAUUAUGAUAUCUCUGUCGUUCGAAAGCUUAUGUGCGAUUUACAUGAGAAAAAUGCCUUUAAAUUUAGAAAAUAUUGCAGGCGUGUUGAGAUAUUCAUGAAAGAAAUGUCAGGUUAGGUUGGAAUGGUCCAUCUCUCCUGUAAAAGAUACGUGGUAGCUCCAACGCCAGUAUAUACGCGGUGACGGAUAAUUUUUCAUGUACUUGACGUCGAGAUGCUACCGCGUCUCUAGAUACGAGAGCUUACAGAGCAAAGCAACUUAUAUCUCAAUUCAAAAUAACAAAUACUUGCUAGUUACCAUAGCAGUUACCGGUCGGUGAGCGUUGGGGACAAAAAGUCGAUUAAUCGACUACCGGUCGAUCAGUAAUUGACGUUCAACGUUUUCAACCCUUUUUGGCGAAUUGGUAUAAAUUGUUAAAGGCAUCAACGAAUGUCUUCCUUUAAGUAAAAUUAUCAAUACGAUCGAGUAUCAGAAAGUUUGACGAUGUGCGAAAUUUACCGUUUGUUGGAUAAUUAUACUGUGGAUGUUCACGAAUGCCAAAACGCGUUUAAAGCGAGUGACGGAAAAAAAUCUCAUUUACAAAGAACAUUUACUAUAAAUAGCACUUACUAAUACGAAUUGGAGCAUCUGUGACAUGUAUUAUGAAAUAUUUUAAGAAGUAAAUAGGGCCGAUCGAUAAAUGCCUGGAGUUUGUCCACGCUGUAAUCGCGAGGUUUACUUCGCAGAAGAAAAAUUGGCUCUAGGAAAAGUCUGGCAUACGUUUUGCUUUUCCUGUCGUAACUGUCGAAAAUUGCUGAAUAGUUGCAGUGUGGUGACUCAUCUCGGUGAAUUAUUUUGCAAGAGUUGCUACGUUCAUCUAUCAACCGUAAAUCAUGAAAUCAAAGGAAUACCUAACUCGCCUGCAACCGUAGAGCUUUCAGCUCAGGACUCGUUGAACUGUUACCGGUGUAGCGGUCAAAGUUCUAUCGAUAACGUGUCGUUAAGUAGAAAACAACAUUGCAAAUUCGACGCGUGUAGACUUCGUGGCGGAGGUAGUGAAGUUGAAGAGACAAACGUUUCUUUAGACGAAGAGAAAAGGUAUUUCUUAGAAAACGAAUGUGCAAAUCUAGGUAUUGCCAAUUUGAUGACAACAGUUUGUGAUCCUCCACCCAGCCCUACUGCAGUGACCACAUGGUACAAUCGACAGCAUUCAAAGUUUCGCAGUACACUACCACUGGAGCCGCAGAAGAAUACCGUUAUCGCGAAAGACUGUCGAUACGAAGUACGGCAACAAGAAAGCGACCUGUCCGAGUUGAAGUCUUCGCUUAGCAAUAAUGAAAUCGACGUCACAGACCCUUCGCUAAGAUUUUUGGAAGUGGUGGAACGAUGUUGGAAAAAUCAAAAACCGAUAUUUGUUUAUAUUAUUACCUUAAUUUUUGAUGUGACCAUGUUCAUAUUGUGAGAGUUUUAAUACCUUAUUAUCGUUAUCAAUAUACAGUGGGUGUAGAAUGUAUUCGUACACCGAUCAAUUUCUCAAAAAAUUUGGGGGAAAUUGUAGUUUCUUAACUUCCUCUUUUAUAAUCAAUGAUAUUUUACAUAUUCUCGGAAGUCUCGAAGAUAGAUAUAGUUCAAACAACAUUUACUAGUUAAUAUAAUUUGUGAAAUUAACAAAAAAAUGCGAAAAGUGGGUAAAAGUAUAGAAGCAAUAAGUAUUUGUACGAUUCUUAUGCCGAACCAUUUACAGCAGAGUUUGUAACGUAAACACAUUAGUUUAUUGCUCCGUGAGAAUUAGAAAACAUCAAAUUUCCAGGAAAGUACUUUUAAACAGUUGUGUGAAUAUUUAUUGCUUUAACACUUCUAUCGAUUAAUUGUUUUUUCCUUGUUAAUUUCGCAACUUACAUAAAUAGCUAUUUUUUUUGUAAUCUAUCUAUUCUAGAGAUUUCCUAGAACAUGUAGAAUGUCAUUGUUUAUAAAAAAUAAGCUAAUAAAUUACAAUUUUAUACAGUUUUUUGGGAAAUUGAUCGCUGUACGAAUACUUGCUACACCCACUGUAUGAUUUUUUCAGAUUUUUUUGUAGAGGUGUAUCACAUACAAAGAAAUUAUAAUUCGAUAUUUCCUUUCGUGCGUAGAACAGUAAUAUAUUCGGGUUUUUGAUAUUUUUACUGCAUUGAAUGGUUAUUAUAUACAUGUUCAAAAUAGUAUGUAUCAAUAUGUAUCAAAUAAUAUAAAACUUAAAACAUUAGAAAAAAUGUCAAAAAAGACCAAUGAAUAUUUAAUUUUUAGAUGAGUCAUUGUUAUGAAUUUAGAUAUGCCAGGCUUAUUCUAUGGACUUGUUUUCUUUGCUAUUGAGAUUUUCAGUGGGUAUUUUGUUAUUUCGUUUAUUUACGUUUAUAUUCAGGAGAACUUUUAGUUCUCAACGAUUAACAGGAAAUUCUGAGUUUCUUUUGCUUGUGAAUAGCAAUUGACGUAUCAUAAACCGAUGGAGUUGGGUUUUCCUUGGGAAGGCUGGGAACGUAAGGUUGGGAAGUAAGGCUAUUUUGAAGAGUCGUGCUGAUAUGGCCGGAACUGUUUAUUUUAUUGUAUAAAUAAAGAAAAGUGAACAUUGUUCAAAUGGAUACGGGAGAAAAGUCAAAACUUACAUACGGAAUUUGAUCGUAAUUCUUAAAAUCUUAACUUGUCCAAUACAUGCAAAACUACUUUUAAUAUGCAUACAACGACCAUACGAUGGAAUAAUAUCAACUACCCGAAUAUAUUACUCCUUUGCGCACGAAAAGUUAGAAAAUAUCGAUUCAGAAUUUUUUUGCAUGUGAUUCACCUCUCCAAAAAAUCUGAAAAAAAUUAUAUAUAUUGAUAUUAUAGUAUAUUGAUAACGAUAAUAAGCUAUUAAAACUGUCACAAUAUGAACAUGGUUACAUGAAAAAUUAAAAUAAUAAUAUUAACAAAUGUCGGUUUUUGAUUUCUCCCCAACAUCGUUCCACCACA
Hylaeus volcanicus is the source of this 2999-nucleotide messenger RNA. RefSeq lists its product as uncharacterized. The record is from RefSeq and is a predicted model, not a curated record. The transcript is spliced from 5 exons. NCBI's taxonomy places the organism in Eukaryota, Metazoa, Arthropoda, Insecta, Hymenoptera, Colletidae. Bases 718 to 1479 code for a protein of 253 amino acids.